Molecule: messenger RNA, 2240 nt
Organism: Orbicella faveolata
Lineage: Eukaryota; Metazoa; Cnidaria; Anthozoa; Scleractinia; Merulinidae
Source: RefSeq, a predicted model, not a curated record
CAAGUCUUCGUCCAAAAUCUUUCAUAUGAAAAUGAGUUUGAUUUGCAUGAAAAUGAACCUGUAGGCAGAACGUAUUUCCAUAUGAACGGUUUCGCGCAAAGACUCGUUUUUGAUACCGAGGCAAAAAGCGACUCGGAAGUGGCCUAUUCCUUUAAAAAUGUUUUCUUUUCUUGAUUUGCUUUUAGGUGUUUCAAGCGAACUUUGAUCGCUAUACAAUCGUAGAGCAUGAACUGGCGCCUCCAAUCCGAGCCAAGUUCAUUCGUUUUCAUCCCAAGGCUUUCCGAAGCUAUGUUGCUAUGCGAGUGGAGAUCUAUGGCUGUUACUAUGGGGGAGGUGAGUGAGGAACUUCUCAUUCCCUUCGACUUACAGUUUUAAAGAGGUUUCUCCUCGUUUUCUCGAUAGAAAUAAUCAAAAAUUAAUGUAGGUGGAAGAACCUGGAGGGGUAAAAUGAAAACUGGGAUUUGCCUAUGUUUUUUUCACUGGGGAAAUGUGAAUUGGGUCCCUGGGACUAGGAAUUGCAAGCCAUAAAGGUGGGAAUGGGGCUGGGACUUGGGCCAAAAUAGGCUGGAAAUGGGAUCUGGGCAAACCUGAAUUGGGCUGGAACAUUGAAUCUGUAACCCGCUUCAGGAUUUCUAGGUAGUAAUAACUUUAAAAACAAAGUUAAACCUAACAGAAACAGGCAAGAGCUAAGGUAAUGUACUGAUGACGUCCUGGAAAACCCUAUUUGCACACGGUUUCUAGAUCCCACUAAGUUUUUCUUUCAAAAAUUCGUUGAAAGCACAGUUUUUUUAUGCUAUGUAGAUGUUGUUGGACUAGCAUGAGGUCCGUAUUCAGGAUUUAUAGACCGAGUCGAUGUCGGCUAGGUCCAUAAACUCGCAAAACGGGAACAAGGCAAAAUAUUCGCCAGUGGAACUGGACAAGCAAGUACGUCCCAUAAACCUGGUUGGAUGUUACUGUUUAAAACUCUUUGUUGUUUUGUUUCACCAAACAGCACGUUUCUGUACGAACCCCGUUGGGAUGCAAAAUGGACGAAUCAAAAACCGAGCCAUUACUGCUUCGUCGUACCACAACCAUUUCCACGCUCCAUGGCUCGCCAGGCUUCACCGCCGAAAACAUGGCCGCUUCGUCGGAUCGUGGGCAGCCAAACACAAUAACCACCAUCAGUUUCUACAAGUCGACCUUGGGCGGACGAUGAAGGUCACUGGGAUUAAUACCCAAGGAAGGUACGAUGUUAGCCAAUGGGUGACCGCCUAUUAUGUUCUCUACAGCUCGGAUGGCAUGUACUUUGCUAAAGUGAAACACUGGUGGAACGUUGUGAAGCAAUUCCAAGGCAACUUUGACAGGUAUUCAGUCCGCACGCACGCCUUCAGGCCAGCUCUGUAUGCUCGAUACGUUCGCAUUCAACCAAGAGGCUGGAGGUCGCAUAUUUCCAUGAGGGUCGAGUUGUAUGGAUGUCCUUGGAAUCACUGUGACAUGCCGCUUGGUCUCGAAGACGGCCGUGUUCCAGACCCCGUCAUGACCGCCUCCUCUUACAACAACAUUUACGACGCGCCGUGGAACGCUCGACUUAACAGAAGGCGCUACAGCCGUUUCGGAGGAGGUUGGUCUCCAAGAAGGAACGACAGAAUCCGGUUUCUGCAGAUAGACUUCCAAGCGAUGACUAAGGCGACACGUGUCGCCACGCAGGGAAUGCACAAUGCUAAUUACUGGGUAACGAAAUAUUACAUCAAGUAUGGAAAAAAUAAAGGCAGAAUGGUUCCUUACCGUGAGGGAAGAUCAACAAAGGUACGGUUAUCAUUGGCACUAUUAAGAGUCAGUUUUCAACCAGUAAUAGUCUUGCUUUGACUGACACUACUGACUAGGAUGUGCAAGAUCAAUAGGCCAUUUUCGAGUUACCUUGUGCCUCUGUUUCAAAACGAAUCUUCAUGCAAAACCUUUCUUAAGAAAAUAAGUUUGAUUUGCAUGAUGUGAACCUGUAUGCGGAACUCACUUUUAUAUGAAUGGUUUCGAACGGGGACUCGUUUUAAACAGAGGCAAAAGGCAACUCGGAAAUGGCUCAUUGCUAUCAGUUCUCAUAUCUUAACUCGAGGAAAGGCGAACGAGGCGAGUGCGAUGUGCGACGAAGUGGGCUUUGGCGUAACUGGUGAAAGAACCAAUGUCCUUCGCCCUUUUCGCACGAGGUUAAUGAUCUUUGAAAAAAAGAGCUAUUAGUACGUUUGCCUUAUUUAAUUCAAAUUAUC